UUUCAAUUUUUAAAUAAAUUAAAACGAUAACAAUGUCAUCGUCAGCGACAGCCGCCGCCGACUCCUGUCCGGCGGGCAGUGGUCUGGACUGUACUAAUGCCAGCCGCGGCGUAUGGUUAGUAAAAGUACCGAAAUAUAUGGACAAUCGGUGGCAAAAAGCGCAGCCGAUGAGCGAAUUGGGUCGUCUGAAGAUCAAUAAAGGUUCAAAUGGCAAACCGGAAAUCCUAUUCAAUUUAUCGGUCGAGUUGACCAAAACAACUGAUACAAAAUCAACCGAUGCUCUCGAGUUGGCCGCCAUUCCCAUUGAACAUCAGUUUUCCAUAUCAGACAUCCAAAGACAAACUUUGGCCGUAUUUUCGCAAAGCAAUGAUGACUCGUCCGUUGGAUUGGCACUCGAAGGACAUGUUGUCCAGAAAGGCGAAUACCGGCCAAUAAGUAACGACAGGUACAUGAAUCUGAAGAUGUGUGCCAUCAAACAGGCCUCGCAGCCGACCCGUACAGUAAAACAGUUGGAGAAAGCGGUUACCAAUUUCAAGCCCAUCUCGCAGCACAAGACAGAUGUGGAGUUCGAACUGAAGAAGAAAGCCGAAGGCAAAAAGUCACGCGAAGACAAAGACAAAGUUAUGGAUGUAUUGUUCAGGGCUUUCGAGAAACACCAGUACUAUAAUAUCAAAGACUUGGAAAAGAUUACUCGACAACCAGUUCCAUAUCUGAAAGAAAUCCUAAAAGAGAUGUGUGUUUACAAUCCGAAGAAUCCGCACAAAAAUAUGUGGGAAUUAAAGCCAGAGUACAGACAUUAUAAUCAAAGCCAACAGUCGAAGAGUUGAAACAAUUUUUUUGUUGUUUUGUUUGAAAAACUAAUUUUUUUUUUGAAAAAAAACAAAGAUUUGUAUUAUAAGUUAUUUUGACCGAAACUUUUACC
Oppia nitens is the source of this 922-nucleotide messenger RNA. RefSeq names its product general transcription factor IIF subunit 2-like (gene TfIIFbeta). The transcript has 6 exons. The record is from RefSeq and is a predicted model, not a curated record. Lineage: Eukaryota; Metazoa; Arthropoda; Arachnida; Sarcoptiformes; Oppiidae. Gene Ontology annotation, biological process: transcription initiation at RNA polymerase II promoter; transcription by RNA polymerase II. The coding region runs from base 33 to 827 and encodes 264 amino acids. Gene Ontology annotation, cellular component: transcription factor TFIIF complex.